AUGAACAGACAAGUACACAACAAUCCCCCAGCAAGAACUGUGUAUCUAGGGUCAAUUCCUUAUGAUCAGACGGAGGAACAGAUCCUGGACCUGUGCUCGAACGUCGGGCCUGUCGUAAACCUGAAGAUGAUGUUCGACCAACAGACAGGUAAAUCUAAGGGCUACGCUUUCGUGGAAUAUAGAGAUCUGGAGGCCAGUGGUAGUGCCGUACGGAACCUGAAUGGCUACCAGCUGGGCAACAGACACUUGAAAUGUGGCUACUAUGGGGGCGGAGACACGGGCAUGAGUAGCUCGGGCAACGGAGCAGCAGGGCUGCAGAGCGACGAGGAGAGAAACCCAGCGUUUGCUGGUUUGCCGGUAGGCGUGGACGUCAACGUCAACAUGACCACGCCUGCAAUGAUGAUCUCAAGCGAGCUCGCCAAGGGCUCCAAGGAAGAUCAGCUGGGGCUACUGCGGGAACUGCAACAAAUGGCACAGAAUAACGCCGAACAGUUCAAUAGUCUGCUGGAACAAUUCCCGCAACUCAGCUUUGUCGUGGCAGAGCUUUUGCUGACGUCAGGAAUUAGCACAGUUGAUGACUUGACACAGCUAGCAGUGCAGAACAACCCACCAAGUUCUUCUUCUAAGACCCAGCAAAAUCCCCAAGUACAAGAGCAGCAGAAAGAGCUACUGAGACAGGUACUACAACUAACAGACAGCGAGAUUGCCGUGCUUCCCGACGAUGAAAAGAUGUCACUAUGGGAGCUUAAACAGAAGGCCAUGCGGGGAGAGUUUGGUUUGAUAUGA
Lachancea meyersii CBS 8951 is the source of this 786-nucleotide messenger RNA. Lineage: Eukaryota; Fungi; Ascomycota; Saccharomycetes; Saccharomycetales; Saccharomycetaceae. The record is from the annotation of a GenBank genome assembly.